AUGUAUCUACGUGUUAUUCUGGACAGUCGAGAUCGUGAUGCGAUGCGUUUUCUGUGGUAUCCGAAUGACGACUUGGGAAAGAAACCUAUUGAUCUGCGAAUGUGUUCGCAUGUUUUUGGCGCGACGUCGAGUCCUUCGAUUGCGUCAUUUGUGUUGAAACGUGUCGCUGAUGACAAUCUAACGAAUGCUGAUCUGGAAACGAUACAGACAGUGCAACGCAGUUUUUUCGUUGAUGAUGGUGUGAAGUCGAAACGUACCGUCGAUGAAACACUUCAAUUGAUAAAUCAGCUGAUCGAAUUACUCGCAUCGGGUGGGUUCCGUCUUACAAAGUUUGCUUGUAAUAAAAUUGAAGUAAUGGAAGCGAUUCCCGAGGCGGAUCGCUCUACCGCAACGAAAGCGCUUGACUUUAGUACAAAGUUGACUGAACGUACGCUGGGAAUUUAUUGGAACAUGGUGCACGAUGUCUUCAAGGUUCGGGUGGAAAUUGAGUUUCGACCCUCAACGCGCCGUGGCAUGCUCAGCAUGCUUGGCCAGGUAUAUGAUCCAUUGGGGUUUAUUCAACCGUUUUUGAUUCCCGCAAAGCGCAUUUUGCAGGAUUUGUGUUUUUUGGGUUACUCGUGGGAUGAUCCUGUCGAGGGAGACUUGUAUGAUGGUUGGGAGAAAUGGAUCAGCACCUUGCCUAGUUUGAGGGAGUUGACUAUACAACGUUGCUACAAACCGGAAGGAUUUGAGGCGGCGAAUGUGCAGCUUCACUGUUUUUGCGACGCAAGUAGAGUGGGCUACGGUGCAGUAGCGUACCUAGGGUUGGAGAACGAAUCCUGCGAGGUUCACUGUGCAUUUGUAAAGGGUACUGCGCGUGUUACCCCCAAGAAGCUAGUGACAAUUCCACGACUAGAAUUGACGGCGGCAGUCGUUGCCACAGAACUUGCUCAUUCUGUUACAAAUGCACUAGACUAUGAGAUACACGAAACUUGUUAUUGGACAGACUCGAUGACUGUGUUGCAGAUGUUGAAUAGUAGAUCACAGCGCUUUAAGACUUUUGUAGCCAAUCGGGUUAAUAUUAUUCAAUCAAUUUCUGAUGUGUCGCAGUGGUCUCAUGUUCCAACAAAUGAAAAUCCAGCAUACAUCGCUUCUCGUGGUCUUAUGCCAGAUAAGUUGGAUAAGGCAAAAUUAUGGUUUCAAGGUCCAAUUUUUUUGUGGCAACAAAGUGUUUCAUGGUCUGGCACUUCAUCAGUGUCAGAUACCAUACCAACUAAUUCCGAUUUACAUUGUGAAAUUAAGGUGAAUCUUGUUGAAGUUCAAAAGAGAUCCCAGUAUUUUCCUGAGUUGGUAAAUCGCUAUUCAACGUGGGAAAAAUUGUCGAGAACAAUUGCAUGGAUGUUGCGUUUUAAGUUUUUUAUUUUGUGGAAAACCUGUCGAUCAAAUGACUCCCCAAUGACUGGAGAUUUAACUGUUACGGAACUUAGUGUAGCAACUAUUCAGAUCUGCAAGUUGGCCCAAAUUGAAUCGUUUUCUCCAGAGCUCGAAUAUUUCAGUGAGCGUGUACAUGACGGACCAGACUACUUGAGCAGUGGCUGUAAGUUGCCUACAUCACCACAUUCUAAGGCUCUCAUUAAACUUAGCCCAUUUUUAGACAAUGAUAUUUUGCGGGUGGGUGGCCGUCUUCGACACUCACAUUUAUCACCGGAGCAGAAGCAUCCAAUAAUAUUACCACCUCAUCAUCAUGUAACAAAAUUGAUAAUAGAGUAUUAUCAUCGGCAAAAUGGUCAUUCUGGUACAUUGCACACUCUUUCCUCUGUGCGGGAAAAAUUUUGGAUUCUUUGUGGACAGGCGGAAGUCCGUAAGGUGCUGAAUGCUUGUAAAUUGUGCAAGUUGAGGGCGAGUAGACCUGGUUCACAGUGGAUGGCUCCUCUGCCAGAGUCGCGUGUUCUGGGUGGUCGCACUCCUUUCUAUCACACUGCUGUAGAUUACUUUGGUCCAUUGAAAGUCAAAUUGGGACGUAAGGAAUACAAGCGGUAUGGAUGCAUAUUCACCUGUUCAGUCACUAGGGCUGUUCAUAUUGAGGUCUCGGAAUCACUUGAUGCAUCUGCAUUUUUGCAGGCCUUUUUUCGAUUUUGUGAUAGGCGUUCAAAACCAUCCCAUGUAAUUUCAGAUAAUGGCACAAACUUUGUGGCUGGUGAGAGACUUCUUGCUGAGGGGAUUUGUAAGUGGAAUCAGAGUCAAAUUGCAAAUUCUCUGUCACAACAUGGAAUUCAGUGGGAUUUUCAACCGCCUUUAGCACCUCACCAAAAUGGCUUGGUUGAGAUAAUGGUCCGGGAGGCAAAAAGAGUUCUUUAUGCGAUUUGUGCGAAAUCACGAACAUUUACUGAUUUUUCGCUCAUCUCCAUGCUGACUGGGGUAGAAAGAAUUUUGAAUGAUCGCCCAUUGACACCUAUUAGUGAUGAUGCAAGGGAUUUGGAGGUUCUGACACCAAAUUCCAUUUUGACUGGAAAUCUUGAUCCCUCUAUUGCUCCCGAUAAGUUUACGCGCGGUGACGAGUUUCGCGAAAAUUGGAGACAUGUCCAGCUCAGUCUUGAUCGAUUCUGGAAUCGCUGGACAAAGGAGUAUUUACCGCUAUUGCAAAAGAGACAGAAAUGGCUCUUUCCUGAGAGAAAUUUGAAAGUAGGUGACAUUGUGCUUCUGUAUGGCGACGAUACUCCGCGCGGCGUUUGGCCCAAGGGUAGAGUGAUUGAGGUAUUUCCCGAUAAGGAUGGGAUGGUUAAGAGGGUUAAGGUUCAUACUAGGAAUUCUGAUCUAGUUCGUGAUGUUAGGAAACUCUGCCUACUUGAAGCUGCUUAAGCUUCUGUCCUUUAUUGCCAAACAUGUUCAGUGGUCCAGGUCAUUUUUUGUAUAUGUUGUUUCAUUUCAUGUUCUCAGUAUGUUAUUUUAUUGCAUGUUUUCAUUGUGUUCGAUUGUUGGAUAAAUCAUCCUCAUUGUUUAAAAUAAUUUUGUGAACAAAAUGAUUGGGGCCGGUGUGUUGAGGAUGAUUGCCGUUUCAUUCCUAAUAAGGCAGUGCAUAUAGUGUUGCCACAUAUUGCUUUUCUUAUGCAAAUAUUCUGAUGUAUUUAGUCACUGCACAUUGGUAUUUGUAUAUUAUUUCAUUUAUUUAGAACUGUUUUAGGUAUAGACUUAGUAUCCACUUUUGAUGACUCGCAUUCAAUUGACAUAAUACUUUCUGAUUGCAAUCUAGUGCCCAUACGUAAUUGGUAUAUGGUGCAUAUUGUGGCAACCUGUUGUUGCGACAGUCUCUUGGUUUAUCAGCACUGGUAAAAGGGCCGCACGUUUUUUGUUGCAGAUUUAAUAAUAACUUAGGGUUGUAUUUUAGUGAACUUAAGGUUGUGUUUUAUGUAGACAUGUGUUGAAAUAGCGAUUAAGUUAUUAGGAUUGUACCUAAAACUGUAUUUAUUUUUGCAUUUAGUUACAUAUGUAUAUCUGAUUAAGUAGGAUUUGGAUGCGUUGCAGUCCAAACUAUUUUUAAAUCACCUGACCUUACACGAGUGGCCACAAUAACACUUUUUGUUGAGUGGUAAAAUAAAACAAGUUCGAUUCGGAACUGUGUCUGGUUUAGUGCAUUGGAAUUUCAGCGGCAGUCAGGUUAAGCGUAUCCAAACCCAGAAGGCAAGCUCCCAUCGUUGACUUAUCAGAAGGAUUCCUGGCACAACAAAUAGGCUACUGGCUGAUUGAAGUCAGGGAGUGUGUGCCUCAGAUAUUCACCAUACCGAUCACCGAUAUUAUUAUUAGGUGGCAUACAUUAAUUCCUUGAAGCCUAGCUUCACUCUAGUUGGUGUUAUUUAUUCAGUUCGUAUCAGCUAGUUUAUUUUGACUUAUUAAAACAGAUUACACCAAGCACGCGAGUUUGUGGCAACCAUUUCAGACCCGAAGACAUAUAUGAGACGCCUUCUAGUCGACGCCGUUUGCACCACAACUCAGUUCCAUCAAAAUUUAGUUGAACAAAGUUAAUUGCAGAGAGACCACUGCCAAAUAGACUGAGAACCACUGAUGAUGCCACUGUACCAAGCAGUCGGACCAGCAGUCUGAGUUUUAAUCACAUUAAUCCUACUCAAGUGGAUCACAACUACUGCAUUGUAGUGAAAACAGCUGAAGAAAAACUUGAGCAAGCUUUAAAAGAAAUUGAGAAUUUAAAAACUCAAGUUUCAAAGCUGUCAAUAUCUAAAUUCGGUAUGAAACGUUUCAAGGCGUCAAGCUCCAUGAUUAAAUAUUAUACUGGCUUUAGUUCCUAUUGUUUAUUGAUUGACUUUUUCCACAUAUUGUUGGAUUGUGCUAACUCAAUUAAUUUGAGUUCGACCAGUUUAGUUUAUCAAAUACAUUCAGGACAUAUUUUAUUUUGCAUAUUGAUUAUUAUGAAUGUUUUAUUGUUGAUUAAUUUAAAUACUGUGUAUAUAAAUCAAUUCAUUCAUUUUACCAUUCCAUGUCGUUUACUUUCCAUUACAUAGGGUUUGCCUCAAAUGGAGAUAGAAGUACUUGCUGCAGUUUAUUUAUCUAUUGAAUAGAGUUUGGCCAAAUAAGAAAUUAUUUCAAAGUAAAACCAGUCAAAGAUGAAGGAAGAAUAGCGACGGUUAUCAAAAAUCCCACUACCGCUUCCUAAUUGGUCCACUUUAGGCCGACGGUGACGCAUUAUCGCCGGUCAGUUGGGCGGCAACUCCACGUUUCAUAGAUUGUCAUGCCGACCAUUUUAGACGUAUUUUUGAUUCUUUUUUCACGGAACACUUCGAAGACGCUCGCGGAACACUAGUGUUCCGUGGAACAUAGUUUGGGAAACGCUGGUCUAGAGCAGCGUUUCCCAACCUUUUUUGGUCGCGGACUUUCUUCUCACCGGCGAAGACCUUCGCGGACUAAAGGUUCGUUUAUUGCAAC
Messenger RNA from Styela clava, 4914 nucleotides. Lineage: Eukaryota; Metazoa; Chordata; Ascidiacea; Stolidobranchia; Styelidae. The record is from RefSeq and is a predicted model, not a curated record.